AUGAAGUACUCUACUGCUAUUAUUGCCUUCGCCGGCUUUGCCGCCGCUCAGACUUUCGCCGACCUCCCGGUGUGCGCCCGGGACUGCUUGUCCACGGCCAUCACGGCCAAUGGCAAGUGUCAAAUCACUAACACGGCCUGUCUUUGCAACCCCGACAACUUUAAGGCCAUUUUCUCCAACAGUACCGUUUGUGUCCUUCAGAGCUGUGGCUCUGAUAGCGCUGUCAACCAGGUCAUCCCUGCUGCUACAAGUAUCUGUGCGGCCGUUGCAUCUUCAGCCGCCGUUGUCUCCGGUUCAUCUGCUGUCUCCGUCGCUGCCUCUUCUGCCGUGGUUGCUACCUCCACCAGGGCCUCUGCUGUCACAUCUUCGGCUGUGUCGUCUGCGAUCGGAACCAUCCCUAGUCCUAUUACAUCUGCUCCACGCUCUGGCAUCACCCGAACCUCUAUCGUCACCAGCACCAUUACUUCUAUGUAUAACGGCAAUUUCACUAGAUCCCCCACGCAAGUACCCGUCACCGUCAACGGUGCUGCCGUACAGGGUCCUAUAGGCAUCGCAGCUGCCAUUGCACUUGGCGCCCUUGCUUACCUGUAA
Messenger RNA from Colletotrichum navitas, 591 nucleotides. RefSeq lists its product as uncharacterized. The coding region runs from base 1 to 591 and encodes 196 amino acids. The transcript has 2 exons. The record is from RefSeq and is a predicted model, not a curated record. NCBI's taxonomy places the organism in Eukaryota, Fungi, Ascomycota, Sordariomycetes, Glomerellales, Glomerellaceae.